Messenger RNA from Lactuca virosa, 786 nucleotides. Lineage: Eukaryota; Viridiplantae; Streptophyta; Magnoliopsida; Asterales; Asteraceae. The record is from the annotation of a GenBank genome assembly.
AUGGCAUCCGAAAACAUGACUCUUAAACUUUUAGUCAACAAGGCAACCCAGAAGGUGUUAUAUGCAGAAGCCACAAAAGAGUUUGUGGACUUCCUUUUUCACUUGUUCUCUUUGCCUGUUGGCACCUUGAUCCAGCUUGUGGGCUCCAAACAAAUGACCGGUUGCUUAGGUAAACUAAAAGAAAGCCUCGAAAGCUUUAAUCAAAUCUACUUUCAACCUGGCGUCAAUAAAGAUAAUAUGUUCAAUUCCAGUACAACGUUCAAUGGGAACAUGUUUCUAUUGGAUGAUGUUUCUGCUAAAGAUAAACCGGCUACAUCAACAACAAAACACUACUCAUGUAGUUUUCUGUAUAAACCCAGUAAGACUAACACCUGUGGUUAUUAUACUGAGAAUCCGUCUACUUUGUGUCCUAGUUGUCUGCGUGGAAUGAGUUAUCCUUUGACCCUCAUCGAGACACCCGUGUUAAAGGAACCCGACGUGAAACUGAAGAGAGGUUUUGUGAAAGAGGUUGUGACUUAUAUGGUGAUGGAUGAUUUGGUGGUUAAGCCUUUGUCCACUUUUUCAAGCAUUGCUUUCAUCAAUAGUUGUGGAGUGAAUGAUAUGACUCAGCUUGAGGAGAGAACAUUGCAUAUAGGAGAAGAAGAGGCAUUGAAGCUCUUGAAGGCAUCUUUAUCAACCAAUUCGGUGUUAACCAGUCUGUUACAGAAGAUAAAAGUGGAAGGAUCAGACGAAUCAAGAAAGCGGAGCAGGGAAGUAGGCGGAGGCGGAGCGGUGGAGCAUGUUUGA